Physella acuta is the source of this 789-nucleotide messenger RNA. RefSeq names its product putative protein CRIPAK. NCBI's taxonomy places the organism in Eukaryota, Metazoa, Mollusca, Gastropoda, Physidae. The record is from RefSeq and is a predicted model, not a curated record.
AUGGACCAAAAGGGCCGUCAGAUAAACGGACAGACAUACCAGACUGCUGCCAAAAAGAAAAAAUCUAAAUCCUUACGCUGGCUGGUCACGUGGUCACGUGGUCACGUGUUCCUGUGGUCACGUGGUCACGUGGUUACGUGUUCCUGUGGUCACGUGGUCACGUCGUCACGUGGUUAUGUGGUCACGUGGUCAUGUGUUCACGUGGUCAUGUGGUCAUGUGGUCACGUGGUCAUGUGGUCGUGGUCAUGUGGUCACGUCGUCACGUGGUCAUGUGGUCACGUGGUCAUGUGGUCACUUGGCCACGUGGUUACGUGUUCCUGUGGUCACGUGGUCACGUGGUCACGUGGUCAUGUGGUCACGUGGUCAUGUGGUCACGUGGUCAUGUGGUCACGUGUCAUGUGGUCAUGUGGUCACGUGGUCAUGUGGUCACGUGGCCACGUGGUCAUGUGGUCAUGUGGUCAUGUGGUCAUGUGGUCAUGUGAUCAUGUGGUCACGUGGUCAUGUGGUCAUGUGGUCAUGGGGUCAUGUGGUCAUGUAGUCAUGUAGUCAUGUGGUCACGUAGUCAUGUGGUCAUGUGGUCAUGUGGUCACGUGGUCAUGUUGUCACGUGGUCAUGUUGUCACGUGGUCAUGUGGUCACGUGGUCAUGUGGUCAUGUGGUCAUGUGGUCAUGUGGUCACGUAGUCAUGUGUAUAUACAUGGAUAGCGUCCCUUUCAAGUUCUCCCAGCAACAAUUAUUUCCCUUUCCCUACUCCAUUGGUUUGGCGAGACCACAUGACGAGCAGAUGUAG